Molecule: messenger RNA, 6277 nt
Organism: Brienomyrus brachyistius
Lineage: Eukaryota; Metazoa; Chordata; Actinopteri; Osteoglossiformes; Mormyridae
Gene: sav1
Product: salvador family WW domain containing protein 1
Exons: 5
Coding region: 312-1520 (402 amino acids)
Biological process (GO): apoptotic process; regulation of cell population proliferation; hippo signaling
Molecular function (GO): molecular adaptor activity; protein binding
Source: RefSeq, a predicted model, not a curated record
GGAAAAGAAGAUAAGUAAGGAAGUCUGGAAGUUUGGAAAGGGUAGGGAGUAACAAACGGAAAAUAGACUUCAGGCUGGGGGUUAAAGAGCAGAAAGUUAUUUAGUCAGUCUGAAUACCAAUAAGCAGCUGAGUAUUCAUUUAUCGAGCUGAUUUUGCUCAGUGGGCGCAGGCUUGCGUUUAAAACGAAUCGGUAGGAAGACUGAGUAAAAUGUGUCCCGUUUUUAAGCUGCAGUCAAAUGUCGUGACCGUAACACUUUUCGAUCAUCUUUUCUGUUUACCUUGUUGGAUUGAGAUUUUCAGUCGUUGAGUUAUGCUUUCAAGAAAGAAAAGUAAAAGUGAGGUGUCGAAACCAGCUGAGAUACAUGGAAAAUAUGUUAAAAAGGAGACAUCUCCGCUCCUGAGAAAUUUGAUGCCCUCAUUUAUUCGCCAUGGCCCCACAAUUCCCAGACGUACGGAAGUUCCUUUAACAGAGCCUACGCCUCCGGCAUACCCAGUUGGUCCAGCUGAAACUGUGGUCACUCGGAAUGAGAGUAUUUUGCGCAGCCCUGUACAGCGACCAACUCAUGUUGCACAUUGUGAGAGCAAGCGAAUAUCUGCGCCACCAUAUAUCCCUCACGGCGUUGGGGAUGUGCCAUGUGAGUUUGGGGGCCCAUCCCAGUCUUUCCUCAGUGAGGUGAAUGCUUUGGCGGAAAAUGGAGAUGUUUGCUCUGCUGGCCAUUAUUGCUACCGCCAGGACCCUUUCUUUAAUGGGCAGCAGCAACGACGCAGGAGGCAGAUGCCAGAUCGCUUUCAUGAGGAUUAUAGAUGCCAUGAACAUAGUGAGCACACAUUCCAAAGAGUGGCGACGACUUCUCAUGCCCAGAACAGACAUCCUGUGGGAAUCGGGCAUAUUCAGGCUAAAUCUCUGGGAAAUUUAGCAAGUCCAAGUGGGGAGGACCUCCCACUUCCAGCUGGCUGGACUGUCGAUUGGACCAUUCGAGGCAGGAAGUAUUAUAUUGACCACAACACCAAUACAACACACUGGAGCCACCCACUGGAGAGAGAAGGAUUGCCGCCUGGAUGGGAAAAAGUAGAGUCUGCUGAGUUUGGAGUCUAUUACGUGGAUCAUAUAAAUAAGAGGGCACAGUAUCGUCAUCCCUGUGCCCCAAGUGUUCCUCGCUAUGACCAGCCACCACCACUUCCACCUCCAGUGACCUACCAGCCUCGUCUCAUGGACCGGAACCAACUAGUUCUUGUACCUGCCAAUCCGUAUCAUACAGCUGAAAUCCCAGAUUGGUUGCAGGUGUAUGCCAGAGCCCCUCUCAAGUAUGACCAUAUUCUUAAGUGGGAGCUGUUCCAGCUUGUGGAUCUAGACACAUACCAAGGUAUGUUGAAGCUACUGUUUAUGAAAGAACUGGAGCGCAUUGUCAAGUCCUAUGAAGCCUACCGACAAGCUUUGCUCUCAGAGGUGGAUACAAGAAAGCAGCGACAACAAUGGUAUGCACAGCAACACAGCAAGAACUUCACCAGCAACAAAUGACUAUAGGCGUUUCUGCUUUCGGAACAAGUAUGCCAUCUUUCCUCUGGGUCAUCUUGUGGGUUUGAAUUGCAUCAAAAGUGGUUUGGUUUUUGCUGCACCCAACUUAAGAGCCAAGUUUAUUCAGUUGUGUGUUAAUGUAUAAAUGUAUAGGCUUAGAAUAGAAAAUUAUGUGCAUGUGGAAGCUGAAUGAAGACUUGUGCCUUAUGUAUAAUUACUCUAUAAAUCUGGUACAAGAACAUUCUUGUUAGUGUUCGCGGUAGUCAAAUUUAUACAUCUGUGGAGAUUGAUAUAAUUUAUAGCUUAAAUGCUUUUUUAAGUGUGUGUUUUCUCUUGAGUUUUGUAAGUUAGGCCAAGUUAUCGUUGACUUUUCUCAGGCCUACUCCCAUACACAAAUAUAUAUAUAUACUAUAUUUAUGAUGUCUCAUCUGAACAAACUGCAACACAUUUUGGCAUAUUGUUUGGCUCUUGGUGCUGUGCAAUUGUCUAAUAUGGAUUUCUUAUAAAAUAUUGGAGAUUUGUAAUGUAUUUUAGCCUUUGUACACUGCAGUAUAGUUUCUUUGUACAUGCAUACAUAUAAUUUAUCUGAAUUUGGUUUGAUCAUCUGUGUACUUUCACAUUAAUUUCACUUAAAGUAUCUGGUAGGUUUUGUAAGGUGAUAAUCUUAAUUAGUUAUUAAUGAUACUUUGCCUUGUGUUCAGUCACUACUAUUUUUUAAAAUCUACAACAGGGUUAAUGGAUGUUUCCAUGUACUAUGUUACACACCAUAUAAUGUCAAGAGGACUGAAUGCUUCCACACUAUAUGCAGUUUUCAUACUAUGGGGAGAUGGAAAGAAGCAUUCAGAAUCAUCUCAAUUCAAGUUAGAUAAUCUAAAUUUUUUAAUUCUCCACCUAAAUAUUUUUCAGCUCAUUUAAAUGUGUUGACUAAGAUCAGUUAUCUAUUGGUAUGUAUUUCUAUUCUUACAAUACAACUGUAGUUAAUGGACGUAGGCAAAUUUUAUCAGAUCAUGUCUUAUACACACUUAAUAAUGGUGGGUGAAAACUAUAAAAAUGUAAAAUUCACUGUAGCAUGCAUGAAUCAGCACAUCAACUAAUGUUCAGUAUUCUUUCACUUCCAAAGGAUAUUGCCUUGUACAUUGGGCAAGAACUAUGCACAACUGCAGUGAAUUUGUGGCUACAGGCACUUUUGCAUGGCAUUAGGCACCGUACUUUGGGUACUUUUACGAAAAGUAGGGUACUUCAAGGUAUUGGUUUUCUACUGGCCUGAAAACUGGUAACGGCACCGAAUGACAUCACAAUGUAAGGUGGGGUAUUUUGUGCUGAACCCUAAAAAUGCCUGUAGUGUAUUAUACGACUGGAUGAUGUGUGAUAUUAGCAUUGCAAGUUAUGCACAUGUAGUUCUCGCGUCUCAUCGUGAGACAGUGGAGCUGUCAUACCAAAUCUCUGUAAAGUUUCCAGCGUGCCCGUAGCACUACAGCAAUAAAAUACGAUUGCAAGUAUUUAAAAAAAAAAUGUUUUUUUAUUAUUAUUACUAUUAUUAUUAUUAUUAAGAGAUCACUUUCGUUAUAGUAUGACCAACGGGUGCUUAGAUUUUUUAUGUAAAUUCACCUGGAUAUGAAAAUGCUUCACUGAUUAUAACCGCAAAUUUGUCUAAGAAUGAAAUAUACAUUAAUAAUCUAAUAAAACAUGCAGGUUAUACUAUCAAGCUAAAGGCAAAUGAUUUUUCAAUAGUAAUAAGAAGUAAUUUGUAAAUGCUGCAGCAGUAUGGGUGAAGUACAAAACGUCGUUAUUGAGCGGAAUAUAUGUUAAUAAUCUAAUAAAACAUGUCGGUUGUACUAUAAAACUAAACACAGACCAUCUCUUAAUUAAUGAAAACACUUAAAAAAACAUUUGUAAUCAUUUUAUUGCUGCAAACUCUCACUGCAGCGGUAAGAGUGAACUUGAAAUGAGGAGGAUACCUUAACUUACGGGGGUACCUUGAAACUGUAUCAUCAUGAUUGCCUCCUCGGCCUAAUAGCUGAGCAAUAGAUCACAGAGGGAAGGAAUUUGGAUGGGGGAAGAGGUUUGGCAUGCCAGCUCUUAUUGGCAAUUAAUGCACAAACACUCAAUAAAAGGCACAGUUGGUGAUAUAGUGCAACACGGCUUAAACAUUGAAGUGUGUAAUGAAACGUAACUGAAUCGCAAAAUUUUGUAACACGAAAUUUUACAAUACCCCUCUGUCAAUGCAUCCAUUAUUAUUACUACUUCUUUCUAUUUGUCAUUGUUUUCUGAGUUCACAGCAUUUUUUCAAGAUGGCAGUUGUAUUGAUUCAGAUGUAGGCUAUUUGCAUAACCAAUCGACAAGAAAGCAUUUCAAAUCCCACCCCAAAGUAUCAAAAAGUACCCCAGCUGGUUUAGCACUUUAGGUACUAGAACAUUUGGUGCUGGUACUCACCUGGAAGUCAAUGGAAAAGUACCAAAAGUACAAUACUUGGUGCAGUGGAAAAGCACCCUAACAAAAUUCUGCUUCUGCUAUAGCUCAUUUUAGCUAAAGCUGAAUUUAUACAGUGCAGUGCAGUGAGUGUUUUUUGCUGAUUAAAGCUGAUCUGGUUUAACUAUUAGUAAUACACAAAUGGUCUUUCUGUGUGUAGUGAAAAAUAUUAAGGUUUUGUGUUUUAAAUCAAUUUCCAAAAGACACACACAAAACUCUGCAAGGCCAUUCUUUUGAAGUAGUACACUGCUGGUCAUAAAUCAGCCAAUUCUCUAAUUUCAUUAUACGUGCUUAUGCUCACUUAUUUGCCAAUGAUACCAUUAUUAUAAAUUCAAAUAUUUGUUUACACCAUUACCUUAUUUUAUUUCAGUGCCUUGUGAGAAUUAAUCAGUUCUUUUGAAAUCUAAUUCUUCAAUUAACAAACAUGCUUACUAUAUUGUAUAGCUGAUACUAUAUGUAGGAUAAGUUUAGAGGAAAUUAAUCUUUAGCCGCUGUAUAAACUGCAACAAUCCACUUCCUAACUGCAGUAUUAUCUCCUAAUGAGAGUCAGAAAUUCACUGUGCUUUAUGGGUACAACAUAGGUAAUAAUAAUGCUUUUUGGAGCAUUCUGCCAGUGGUUUUCAGAAAGCUAAUUAUGCAUCUGUCAUUACUGUGGGCAUUUCAUUUACCACACAUUGCAAUCAAAUUGGACGACUUUCCAGUAACAAAAAAAAAAACACAACUUUCAGAUGUUUUCCCAGUUCAAAUGUAUCUUUUUUGCAUAUUAGAUUAUUAGGUCAAGUUCUCAAAAUUUGUACAUAUUCAUGUUAUUAGAUAGAUUACCAAAACGAAGUGUAAACAAAUGAAACCAUUCACAAACUUCACAUUUUUAUAACAUACAAGCAUUCUUAAAGCAUGAGCCAUCAGGUUACAACUGGAAGCUACUUAAGGACACAGUGUUCAGCAUGCAGUGGUUGAGGGAGAAAGUGCCUUCACAUGAACACCUGGUAUGUAAAAGGAAUUGUACUGGACCUUCCUAGUAAAGGAAUCUCCCAAAACAUGCAUUCUCCUCUAGCUUUUAUUAAAGAACAAAACAGUUUUAACUUAAUGUUUAGUGUAGGUGACUGAAGAAAUCCAAUCCUGGUUUUAUCAGUUUAAAUGUAAUACUGAGUCACUCACUUUUAUAGAUAACAGGGUUAGUCCACUUGAAAAGACAUUAUUCACCAAAGAUGUAUUGCGUGUCCAUUUGUCAUGUUAAAAUGAAAUUGCACUUUGAAAUUGUUGGGUUUUUUCACUCAGAUCCAGUUUUCAGGGUUCAAAGAAAAUGUCUGGACAAAUACAUGUCCAAUACGUGUGUAUUCAAUAUAUUUCAUAUUGGAUGCAAUAUUAAGCAGUUUUAUAUAAAUUCUCACAUUUUUUUUCUCAUUUAAUUACAUUAAACAUUACAUUCAGCAUAAGCAAAAGCUAUUGUUAUAGGCUCACAUUUACACAUUUUCAGAAUGAUAUCUUAAAAUCUUUGCUUAGGGCUUGAUUCUCCCAUGCACAUAAGUCAAAAAAACACGUAGCUCCACUCUUUUUUCAAUUAAGCGUGUUCUCCCAUCCAUUUAAGUGUGAGGUUUAAGUGCACUUAGGCUAGAUAUGCAUUUUGGGCAGAGAAACACCAAAAUAUGGGUGUCACAUAUAAAUCACUCUGGAGGUCUGCAUUUAAUCAUGUGCCUCCACUUGGCCAAAUGCAAUAUUGCAGUGUUCAGAAAGCUGAACAUGUAUCAAAAAGAAACUUUUUACAUACAAUUAGAAAUAAAUGUUACAAUCCAUAAUGCAUGUAUAUAAUUAAAUUAAGAAUCAUAUAACACAAUGGUAAAAAGAAAAUAUAUUACUAUAAGGCUGUCUGUCUUGCCAACACGUCUAGUAGGCGAAUCAAAUAGGGUGAAAGAUGUGGAUUAAUAAUUAUUGUUUGAUUAAAAUGAGCAAAAAAACAGGUUCCACAGAAGUGGUUGAAGACCUCAAUCCAAGGUCACACCGAAUGUACUUGCACUCCUGCAAGAAUGGGACGGUUGGAGAAGGGUACAGACAGAUAACCAAGAAAAUUCCAAAGUCAUUUUGAUGUACUUCAACUAACCGUCAUUCAAUGUGUUGCAUGUUUCUGGGAGGAUCAUGAAACGUUCAAUUUAAUCCAAUUUGAGACAUGAUUUGUCACUGUAGCAUUUCAUUUUUUGGUGAUUCUCGUGUUUGUGAGAGUGACCAAAUACAGGCAUAGUAUUGCUACCACGAUGCUUGCAUUUUCAGAAUAAAUAAGUUUCUGCAGAUUUCAA